GAGUCAAACACAGGAAAUCCCUACAUUGACAAUAAAAGAUAAUUCUAAGUAUGGCACCUUUGUUAAUGAGGAAAAAAUGCAGAAUGGCCUUUGCCAAACUUUGCGGGCAGGGGAUAGAGUUACUUUUGGAGUGUUUGAAAGUAAAUUCAGAGUGGAGUAUGAGCCUUUGGUUGCAUGCUCUUCUUGUUUAGACGUCUCUGGGAAAACUGCCUUAAAUCAAGCCAUCCUGCAGCUUGGAGGACUUACCGUAAACAACUGGACAGAAGAAUGCACUCACCUUGUCAUGAUGUCAGUUAAAGUUACCAUUAAAACAAUAUGUGCACUCAUUUGUGGAUGUCCCAUUGUAAAGCCAGAGUAUUUUACUGAAUUUCUUAAAGCUGUUCAGUCUAAGAAACAGCUUCCACAAAUUGAAAGUUUUUACCCACCUAUUGAUGAGCCAGCCAUUGGGAGUAAAAAUAUUGAUCUGUCAGGACGGCAGGAAAGAAAACAGAUCUUCAGAGGGAAAACAUUUGUAUUUCUGAAUGCCAAGCAGCAUAAAAAAUUAAGUUCAGCAGUUGUUCUUGGAGGAGGAGAUGCUAGGUUGGUAACAGAAGAAAAUGAAGAAGAACAUAGUUUCUUCUCGGCUCCUGGAACUUGUGUUGUAGACGUAGGAAUAACAGAUUCGCAGACCUUAGUUUCUGACUCUCAGAAAAAAUGGAUUCGUUCGAUUAUGGACAUGCUCCAGAGGCAGGGUCUUAGACCUAUUCCUGAAGCAGAAAUUGGACUGGCAGUGAUUUUCAUGACUACAGAGAAUUACUGUGACCCUCGAGGACAGCCCAGCACAGGAUCCAGGAUGAUGACUCCAGGGCCGAGCCCUUCCCAGGGCUUGUCAGUCAAAGAGGAGUUCCUGUCGAGUGCCCCCAUGAACUCUGUGACGUGUAUGGCCAACACAGAGUCGGAGCAAGGAGAUACGUGUAUGGAUUUGAGUGAAAGGCCAAAAGAAACAAAAAUCUCCAGAAUGGAACAAAAAUUCAGAAUGCCUUCACAAGAGACAUCCACUGUAAAGGAAUCCCCCAAAAUAAGCUCUGAUAAUACUACUGUAGGAGCAAAUGUUCUAGUUAGGACAAAAAUCCCAAACUAUCAGCUCUCACCAGUGAAGCUCCCAGGUGUAAAUGGAGGUAGAGAUCGGGCUUCCCAGCAGCUGCAGACGAACUCUAUCCGAAACUACUUCCAACCAGCCACCAAGAAAAGGGGAAGGGAUGAGGAGAACCCAGACGCGUCUUCUUCUAAGCUGGCAAAAGGGGAAGUGUCUGGCUCUCUGACAGACCAGACACAGCCCGCUGCACCCCCAGUGUGGAGAGACGAGGGGCAGCAUCUGUCUCAGCACAAGCCCGUGGGGAAAGACCCAGACGGCUUAUUUACAGGUGUGGAGUCAGAGCCCACUUUGAGACCUUCUGCCAGGAAGUCUCUUCCUACAGAAAAUCUAGGAUCAGAAAAAAGGAAAAUUGACGAUUUAGCCAUAGAAAAUGAAGUACUGGAAGAGUUACUCAAGGACACAAAACCACAGUUAGAAGGAGAAGAUGCCAAAAUUAGAAAAAUGCCAAGAUUGGAUAUAGAAUCAAAUGGCUCCUUUAAUGGUGAAACAAUGCCGGAAAGUAACAAAAUAUCUCAAGAAAAUGAAAAUGGGAAGAAAUGUGAGAUCAAGAAAGAAUUACUGUGGUCAACUAAAGAAGAAUCAUCCAACGAUGACCGGCUCCAGGAUGGUGGCGAGUCGCCUCCCAGGAGGGUGUUACUGACUGAAUUUAGAUCCCUGGUGGUGAGCAGCUCUGCCUCCAGAAGUGCACCCAGUGUGAAUGGUGAUUAUGGUCGACUGAAGAAUUUCAAGAAAUUCAGAAAGGUCCAGUUUCCCGGAGCAGGAAAACUUCCACAGAUCAUUGGAGGAUCAGAUCUCAUAGCACAUCAUGCGCGAAAGAAUACAGAAUUAGAAGAGUGGCUGAGGCAGGAAAUGGAGGUGCAAAAUCAGCAUGCAAAAGAAGAGUCCCUUGCUGAUGAUCUCUUUAGAUACAAUCCUAGUGUAAAAAGGAGAAGAUAGCCAAGGGUUUUAUGAAGCCGCCGCAGGAAAACAUUCCCUCAGCAUUCCUUCCUGUUUCCUCUGGAUACCAGGAUUGGAGUUACAGAUACUCUGCGGCCCGAUUUAGUUAAAUAAAACGCAAAAAACUCCA
Messenger RNA from Miniopterus natalensis, 2201 nucleotides. The record is from RefSeq and is a predicted model, not a curated record. NCBI's taxonomy places the organism in Eukaryota, Metazoa, Chordata, Mammalia, Chiroptera, Miniopteridae.